Caenorhabditis angaria is the source of this 450-nucleotide messenger RNA. NCBI's taxonomy places the organism in Eukaryota, Metazoa, Nematoda, Chromadorea, Rhabditida, Rhabditidae. The record is from the annotation of a GenBank genome assembly.
AUGAUUUUCUCGAUUUUUUUCUUCUUGACAAUUUCUUCAUCAAUUCAACAAGUCGAUGAUGCAAAUCAAGUUGCCAAAUAUUUUCUCGACACUUUUGAGAAAAUCGUCAAAACUAAUGAUAGCGAUUUGUUGAGUUCAAUUUUGGUUGACGGAUUCGAAAUAACUUGUGAGAAUAUUCUGAUGAAAACUACUGUAAAUAUCACCCAAACUAUUAUUCAACUCGAAAAUAACCAAUCAAUUGCUCUCAAAAAUGCGGUGAUUGACAAUGAGAAUGGAGUUGUGAAUUUCGUCGUCAAACUUCAUAGUGGAAUUGAAUUCGACAUCGAGUUUUUGGGCAAGAAAUUCGGGAAUUCUUGGAAUUUGACGAAAUCUCGUUUUGGUGAAGAGAAUUGUGAGGAGAAACAUAACAUUUUUAUAAAAUUUGUUAGAUCUGAAUGGUUGGAAGAAUAA